CUUCGAGGCGUGCACUGGUACGAGCUCGCGAGCCAUUGUCAGUGCAGUGUAGGCUCUGCUACUCGUUGGCCAUUCCAAGAAGCUCUCUGUUCCUUGAAAGCAGGGGAUCAUGAUCACGGUGGCUUCGCCGGAGGUGCAGCAGCCGCCGACUGUGGCCGUGGAGGCGGCAGUUGCGGCGGCACCGGAGGCGACGACGAUCUUCCGGUCCAGGCUCCCGGACAUCGACAUCCCGACCCACAUGCCCCUGCACGAGUACUGCUUCGCGACGGCGGCCUCGGCCCCGGACGCGCCGUGCCUCAUCACCGCGGCCACGGGGAAAACCUACACGUUCGCCGAGACGCACCUGCUCUGCCGCAAGGCCGCGGCGGCGCUGCACGGGCUCGGCGUGAGCCACGGGGACCGGAUCAUGCUGCUGCUGCAGAACUCCGUGGAGUUCGCGCUCGCCUUCUUCGGCGCGUCCAUGCUCGGCGCCGUCAGCACGGCGGCGAACCCGUUCUGCACGCCGCAGGAGAUCCACAAGCAGCUCGUCGCCUCCGGCGCGAAGCUGGUCGUCACGCAGGCCGCGUACGUCGACAAGCUCCGGCACGAGGCGUUCCCACGAAUCGGCGAGGCCCUGACCGUGAUCACCAUCGACGAGGACGGCGGCACCCCGGACGGCUGCCAGCCGUUCUGGGCCCUCGUGUCGGCCGCCGACGAGGGCGCCGUCCCGGCGGGGACGCCCAUCUCGCCGGACGACGCGGUGGCGCUGCCCUACUCGUCGGGCACGACGGGGCUGCCCAAGGGGGUGGUGCUGACGCACGGGGGCCUGGUGUCGAGCGUGGCGCAGCAGGUGGACGGCGACAACCCGAACCUGCACAUGCGGGCGGGGGAGGACGUGGUGCUCUGCGUGCUGCCGCUGUUCCACAUCUUCUCGCUCAACUCGGUGCUGCUGUGCGCGCUGCGGGCGGGCGCCGCCGUGAUGCUGAUGCCCCGGUUCGAGAUGGGGGCCAUGCUGGAGGGCAUCGAGCGGUGGCGCGUCACGGUGGCGGCCGUGGUGCCGCCGCUCGUGCUCGCGCUCGCCAAGAACCCCGGGGUGGAGAAGCACGACCUCAGCUCCAUCCGGAUCGUGCUCUCCGGCGCCGCCCCGCUCGGCAAGGAGCUCGAGGACGCGCUACGUGGCCGCCUGCCGCAGGCCAUCUUCGGACAGGGCUACGGGAUGACGGAGGCCGGGCCGGUGCUGUCCAUGUGCCCGGCGUUCGCGCGGGAGCCGACGCCGGCCAAGUCCGGCUCGUGCGGCACGGUGGUGCGCAACGCCCAGCUCAAGGUGGUCGACCCCGACACCGGCGUCUCCCUCGGCCGCAACCUCCCCGGCGAGAUCUGCAUCCGCGGCCCGCAGAUCAUGAAAGGAUACUUGAAUGACCCCGUGGCCACCGCCGCGACCAUCGACGUCGAGGGGUGGCUCCACACCGGCGACAUCGGCUACGUCGAUGAUGACGACGAGGUCUUCAUCGUCGACCGCGUCAAGGAGCUCAUCAAGUUCAAGGGCUUCCAGGUACCGCCGGCCGAGCUCGAGGCUCUGCUCAUCGCGCAUCCGUCCAUCGCCGACGCGGCCGUCGUCCCGCAAAAGGAUGAUGCCGCCGGCGAGGUCCCGGUCGCCUUCGUGGUCCGCGCCGCCGACUCCGACAUCGCCGAGGAGGCCAUCAAGGAGUUCGUAUCCAAGCAGGUGGUGUUCUACAAGAGGCUGCACAAGGUCUACUUCACCCACGCGAUCCCCAAGUCGGCGUCGGGGAAGAUACUCAGGAAAGAACUCAGAGCUAAACUCGCCGCCCCGGCCACUGCCUGAAGAGUGCUGUUCAUGGCUUCAUGUCGAUCAGAAAGGCAGUUCCAGCAUAUAUGUUCCACCUUUUGUUUCAUUUGGAAGAUUGUGUAUUCCAGCUAGUGGCCAGUGACUGAGUAAGGGAUGGGGAUAAAAGUUUUGUCUGCGUUUUCUUUUAUGCUACUCUCUCCAUUGAGGAGUACAAUGUAUCAGGGGAUUCGUGAUUGAAGUUAAUCAAGAUUGGUUCAAUUA
Lolium rigidum is the source of this 2047-nucleotide messenger RNA. RefSeq names its product 4-coumarate--CoA ligase 2. The record is from RefSeq and is a predicted model, not a curated record. Bases 110 to 1822 code for a protein of 570 amino acids. The transcript has 6 exons. Lineage: Eukaryota; Viridiplantae; Streptophyta; Magnoliopsida; Poales; Poaceae. Gene Ontology annotation, molecular function: 4-coumarate-CoA ligase activity.